UCCAGCCAAUGAGUGCGGAGCAUGAACUGCGUCAUUUACAGCUAAAAACAUCAAAACCCGAGUAGCUCGGUUCGAGUCCAGUUUCAGUCAGACAGACACCCAGCCCGCUGGAGACCCGUUCACCCAACACCGUGACCCGCUAAGCGGCUGCGGGUAACAUGUCUGCGGGCUCCAGGAACACGGAACCGUGGGGAGGGUUUGACGACAACCUGAUCCAGGGUGGCAGCUCAGCUGUCAUUGACAUGGAGAACAUGGACGACACAUCUGGCUCCAGCUUUGAGGACGUUGGCGAGAUGCAUCAAAGGAUGAAGGAGGAGGAGGAGGUGUCUGCAGAAGCCGCGGCAGCUGAAGACGACGGUGCAGAUGAUGGAGAAUUUCUCGGGAUGAAGGGGUUAAAGGGUCAGCUGGGUCGACAGGUGGCUGACGAGGUGUGGCAAGCGGGUAAGCGGCAGGCCUCCAAAGCCUUCAACCUGUACGCGAACAUCGACAUCCUGAGGCCGUAUUUUGAUGUAGAACCGUCGCAGGUUCGCAGCAGGCUAAUGGAGUCCAUGAUCCCCGUCCGCAUGAUCAGCUUCCCUCAGAAGGUUGCAGGUGAGCUGUAUGGACCGCUGAUGCUCGUCUUCACUCUGGUGGCAAUCCUGCUGCACGGCAUGAAGACGUCUGGGACUGUCAUCAGGGAGGGAACUCUGAUGGGCACGGCCAUCGGUACCUGUUUCGGUUACUGGCUCGGCGUCUCCUCCUUCAUCUACUUCCUGGCUUACCUGGUCAACGCUCAGAUCACAAUGCUGCAGAUGCUCUCCCUGCUGGGUUAUGGCCUGUUUGGUCACUGCGUCGUCCUCCUCGUUACCUACAACAUUCAUUUCCACUUGCUGUUCUACGCCAUGUGGCUUCUGAUUGGAGGACUGUCCACGCUACGGAUGGUAGCGGUUCUGCUUUCUCGGACCGUGGGUCAGACUCCUCGUUUGCUGCUCUGUGGGAUGCUGGCUCUGCUGCACAUGAGCUUCCUGCUGUACCUGCACUUCAGCUACCACCAAAUCCUGGAAGGACUGCUGGAUUCUCUUGAAGGACACAACAUGGCUCCCAUCCAGCGGGUGGUCCGAGAUGUUCCUGAAGUGACGCUCAACGCUACCGUGAGGAGCCUGGGGGGGAUGCUGAUGGCCCAGUGAAGGGGUGGGGUGGGGGGAUGAGGGGGCUGCUUGUAACUUAUCUAAGACUUUAUUUCAUUCACUUAAAGCAUUUUAGAUUUUUAGAGAUCAAUAACUUUAUAGAGGACUCGUCUCUGUUUCGUGUUUAGUGGGAAUCUCCGAUUAUCUCUGUUCUGAUAAGUGUAGUUGUCUCUCUGCUAAUACCUGCAAUAAAGUAUCAAAGUAUUUCUA
Molecule: messenger RNA, 1376 nt
Organism: Nothobranchius furzeri (turquoise killifish)
Lineage: Eukaryota; Metazoa; Chordata; Actinopteri; Cyprinodontiformes; Nothobranchiidae
Gene: yipf3
Product: Yip1 domain family, member 3
Cellular component (GO): Golgi apparatus
Source: RefSeq, a predicted model, not a curated record